Messenger RNA from Saccostrea cuccullata (small rock oyster), 354 nucleotides. Its product is annotated as vacuolar protein sorting-associated protein 54-like. Gene Ontology annotation, molecular function: syntaxin binding. Gene Ontology annotation, cellular component: GARP complex. Lineage: Eukaryota; Metazoa; Mollusca; Bivalvia; Ostreida; Ostreidae. The transcript is spliced from 3 exons. The record is from RefSeq and is a predicted model, not a curated record. Gene Ontology annotation, biological process: Golgi to vacuole transport; retrograde transport, endosome to Golgi. Bases 15 to 302 code for a protein of 95 amino acids.
AGGUGAAGGCCCCUAUGCCCUCCAUGUGUUUUAGGUCCAUCUGUAAACAAAUCAGCAAAAUGCACGAAGCUGUCCUUGACAUUUUGUUGCCAGAUCAAAUCAAGGAGCUGUUCACAAAAAUUAACAGCGGUUUCAAGAAGCUGAUCAGACAGCAGUUAGUUACUCUGGAAGUCUCUAAAAAUGGAGGACCACAACAUGGACUGGUGAUGUCGGACUUAGCGUUCUAUUCGGGAACAUUUAAAACGUUACGAGGGUUGGAGAGUUUAGCACAGGACAUGAACGAUGUGUGGGACGUGAGGUGACAGCGCCCUCUACAGUCUGACGUUGUCAUUAUUUCUCUGUGUGUAAUGAUAA